Messenger RNA from Fusarium sp. VM40, 2250 nucleotides. NCBI's taxonomy places the organism in Eukaryota, Fungi, Ascomycota, Sordariomycetes, Hypocreales, Nectriaceae. The record is from the annotation of a GenBank genome assembly.
AUGGAUCCUCUACAGUCUCUGCGGAGCGAGAUAGAGCGACAACUACAACGCCGAGAGUCAGAUGCUGGACGGCAACACCCAGCUAUAAUUAGUAUACAACAGCAGAUGAGAGAUAACGACUAUCGCAAUCAUCUUGUGGAGCUUCGUCACAUUAUCACCAUUCGUGAAACUUUCUCUUCAGGACAUUGGAAGCUUACCAACCUGCCUGACGACGACUUAAUCUGGCAGGUUCCAACAUUCCACAAUAAUGGCGUUGCAAUCAACCAGAGUGCUAUCAAAGAUCGUAUCUUGUUUCUUCGCACACGAGGAACUCAAAGUAAGAGUAUCACUUCUUCUAUAUGGGAUACAGAGAAAGUACAAGACUGGGCAUAUGGUACAGACCCUUCAGUGUUGCUCGUUAUGGGUACGUCACAGCAGCGAAAGACCCUGGAUACUUUUGGAAUCGAAGUGGUGAAUAACGUCAAAUCACCCGACGUGGUUCUUUAUCUUCUGAGUCCGUUGCCAGACGAGGUAGCUGAUCUCACAACUAAUCGGAUGGACGAUAUUCUUCGUCAGCUAGCGAUGCAAGCUUUGCAAGCUUUAUAUCCCCUGACGACACCUCUUACUCUGGGGCUACUUGUCAAAGUGCUGCAACUCGUUGCCUCCCGCGACUGGUUUCAAGCUUUAGCUGGUAUACUGGCUCUCGAGCGUCGUGUUGAAAAGGAGUUUACCAUUGUUAUUGAUACGGGGGUUCUACGCAAUAACUUCAACGACGCAGAUUUGUUGCCUAAUGUUUUCCUAAAGCUUAUUCGGGAGCUAGAAGGUAAGGUCAAGUUGAGAGUCAUGAUCAUUGUUGGGCGGAUCGCCGUUCUCGAUUUCGACCCUGCUAUUAAGGUUUUUUCAGUCGACUGUCAUCCAAAACAAUUGCCACCUCGCGCGAUCCAUACGCACAUUCGCCUUGGCGGAUCUACAACUCCUUUUGAACCCACAACUGACUCACCUGCCACUGCUCCCAAUGAGAUUACGAAUCACAGUACAGUCGCCUCUGCUUCGACUUCUGAGCGGGCUAUCCAUACUGUACACCCUAAUAACUACAGUGCUUCGGGCCGUCUUGAAGAAUCUGACAGAAAAUCAACCACCACACUUAAUAAUGAGACAAAACCUGAAGCCAAGUAUAUGGAUAGUAUAAACCUAGGCGCUUUCCAGACGUCUGCCGCUGACUCGAGCGCCAGAUCAACAGAACAAUGGUUCAAUAUGUUGGAAACAACCACACACGAGUUCAUGUAUAGACAAGACGGAUCAAACUCAAAAUCCAUUACGCCAAUCAAGAUAGCCGUUCUUGACACCGGCUUUGCUUACACAACAGCCGAAGACAAAAGGGCUCUGAAACCAUACUAUCAACGAGUCAAGAAAUUUACCAACUUCAUUGAAGGCGGUUCGGACUCCGAAGCCAAGACAGAUCCAUCUGGGCAUGGAACAGCAGUGGCUGUGCAGAUACUCAAGGUCAGCCUCACGGCAGUAUUGUAUAUCUGUCGAGUAGUACGUCCAGAAGGUAAAAGCCUGAUUCCGGAUCAAACGGCCGUGGAAAGAGCUAUCAAAAAAGCUGCUGCAAAGCCGGAUAAAGACAGCCCCGAUGGUGGUGGAUGGGGAGUUGAUAUCAUCAACAUGUCUUUUGGCUGGCCAUACAACCACGACGGCGUCCGCAAAGCCAUCGAUUUUGCACGCCAGAAUGGGGUCCAUAUGUUUGCCUCGACUUCCAACGAUGGGCUUCUCGGCCCACCGAAUGAUAUCCUAUACCCAGCACGAUCCGACAACGUGAUAGGCGUUGAUGCGGCUGAUGGGCAUGGCGAGCACGCGCGAUACGCUCCUUCUUCAUCAUCUCAACACAGCAGAGGAUCUAGAUUCAGCGCACCAGGUCUGGGAAUUCCCAGUCCCAACACCGAAAGGACAUGGUCUGGUUCGUCUUUUGCAUGCCCUAUUGCUGCGGGGGUGGCAGCCUUGAUUCUUGAAUUCGCCCGGCAGUCUCCCCUCAACAAAAGCCCGGAUAUACAGACCUACCUACAAGAGACCCCAGCGAUACUAUCAGUAUUGAGACUUGCAAGUAGUGAGAAGGGUCCUAAUGGGCUAAAGUUCCUUGUUCCGUGGAAGCUUAUUGGAAAGGCUGGUGAAGAGAGGUUGAUCACUGCUUGGUUUAUAGUUGAUGAGUUGAGAAAGGAAUAUGGUUUGGAAGUUGGGGCGGAGGUUGCUCGGUGCUUCAAGCCGUCACAAUAA